Impatiens glandulifera is the source of this 1824-nucleotide messenger RNA. RefSeq lists its product as uncharacterized. NCBI's taxonomy places the organism in Eukaryota, Viridiplantae, Streptophyta, Magnoliopsida, Ericales, Balsaminaceae. Bases 1 to 1824 code for a protein of 607 amino acids. The record is from RefSeq and is a predicted model, not a curated record. The transcript has 3 exons.
AUGGGGCGUGAUUCGGCUUUGUUCAGACUCUACUCUCAGGUGGAUUUCGAGGAAAUCCGGUUGAAUGGUGGCCGAAAGAAGAAAACCGCCAAGAAAGUCGCCUCAACCAAAGCAAAGGCCGAUGGGAAAGGCAAAGAAAAGAUAACUUUCUCAGAACCAUCUCAGCACACAGAAGAUGAGGAGUGGGCCUCUGAGAGAACAGACACCAAAAAGACGGAGGAUGAUAGAACGGUCCUCAAUGAAGACGGCUCGGCCCAGAGUCCUAAGGAUGCCGCACCAAACACCAACACUGAAACCACCGAGGGUGGAGAAGAGGUUGAUAAAGAAACCGAUGAUGAAGGCGACAACACAGAGAGGGAGGAGGCCGAAGAAGCAGAAGCCGAUAGGAUAACUGGGAACCUCCUUCAAAGCAUCAGAAGAAAAGCCGAGUCGGUUGAAGAACUAUACCUGGAGUGGCACGAGCACCGGUUUGAUACACCGUAUAGACAAAUCCUACCGGGCCACACAGAUGAGCAAUGCAUACGCAGACUGGAGGAAGUGGAGGACCUGAUGAUGAACGUUACGAAUUCCAACACACUUCAGGAGGUACAACACCGAACUUGUCUCUUGUUACCGAAAACUCAACUUCGGAAACUAAAGACAAAAAUCCGGAAAAUUAAGGAAGAGCUCAACAAGAUGGAAUCGGUAGGCACCCUAGCGCCGCGGGUGUUAGCAAGGCUUGAAAAAGCCAAAGGAGAACUAAUUCAAGAAGUCGAGCGGCUGGAAGCCAUAUGCAGCCGAAUGAAAGUACCGGUCUAUAACACUCCCGUGAUCGAAAGGUUUCCGGUCGACUGUCCAACACCUCCAAGGGAGGAUACGGCACCAAUAGAACUUCCAAAAGAAAAUGCUGCACCGAUAGAGUCCAGUGAAAGAGCCGAUCCAAAUCUCACCGAGCGAUCACCUCCACCUCCGCCGGAGGUUCUCGUUUCAGACGUUACUAAAGAAUGGGUUGAGGACCGCAUUAAAGAGUUCGACGAGACCACGGUUCAGCCGUUCAAAGUUAGAUUCGGCAGGAUAGUUGAUUCGGCCCUAAAAUUCACCGACGCCACAAAGAAUCUAUUGGAAAGCCAUCAAGAACGGUGCUCAGACCUCGGCAAAGGUCUGUGGGACGUGGCGGUUCAGCAAGACAAAUGUGUUCAGCGAACCACAAUUCUGGAGGAUGUGACCUCCGAGUUAAAGAAAGACCUCGACCGGCUUGAAAGGGAUACUGAUCAACGGCUGAAUACGAUGAGUGGGGAUCUGAUCGGCACGACACUUACCCGGGUCUCCGAACUCGAAAAGAUAAAUGGGGGUCUCGUGGCCGAAGAUGCGCUGGAUGCCGAAGCAGGAAAAGAUAAAGAGGCUCCGCGCUCAUCUCAGCUGACUGAAGCGGAAGUGGAAGCCGCGCGAAUUCAAAGAGGAGAGGCCCUGUUCCCAGGGUUUGCUGAUAAAGUAGCCACUCUAGCAGCAGAGGAUGCUGAACGGUUGGAAAGGGAGGCACGGAGGCUGGAAGGCUAUGCAAAGGAAAACGAGAAGAAGAAGAAGGCGGCCGCCUCCGCCUCAGCGCCGAAAAAGCGGAAGAGGGAAGCUACUAAAAAGGAGGCUCUUAAGAAGGUUCAGAUUGCAGAGCUGCUCAGAGAGGUCUCUGAACCAGUCAUCCCAAGUACAUCGGAGCAGGACGACCAAAUCGAAGAUGAAGUCGAAGCACAACUACGGUCUCGGUCUACAAGACGACGAUCUUCCGAACCGACCGGUAGACAGCAACCAAAGAAGAAGAGCAUAUAUGAACUCACGGACUCUGAUUAG